AUGCGUGCGACAAGAAGUCCGUCAGCGGAUCGAAGUAAUGCGGCUCACUUAGUAACUGAAGCGGUUCUUACACCAACCAUAUUGGGGCUGAUCAUCUUCUGCACUAUCGAACUGCAAAAUGGACUGGUUCAUUCUGUUUUCAAGUUGGCCACAAUCGUACAACUGCUCCUGGCAAUCGGUCAACUUACACUCGAAUUCUACGAAGUCUACGUCAAAGGGAACUAA
This is a messenger RNA of Strongylus vulgaris, 225 nucleotides long. The record is from the annotation of a GenBank genome assembly. NCBI's taxonomy places the organism in Eukaryota, Metazoa, Nematoda, Chromadorea, Rhabditida, Strongylidae.